AUGCCUGGACCAAACAAUAGAAAACAUCAUCAAGGUAGACCAAUUUACCAAGCCAAAGCAACCUUUGCCGCUGACUAGCAACCAGCUCCAGGGCAACAACAACAGCAAAUACCAUAAUACCAUUAGUAAUAUCAGCCAAAGUAGAAUAACCGAGGAGGAGGAUAGUACCGCGGGGUGGCACCAAUGAACAACUACAAUAAUAACAAUGCAGGAGGAGGAAUGAUGAACUAUAAUCAAAUAAUGCCGAUAGUCCAUAAAGAUAACAUUGAUUAAAUGGACAAAGGGCAGCUAGAAGGUGUCCUCCUUUAACUUGUAUCAAUGUGCAGCCCAGAACUAUUGAAUCAAAUUACAAAAUAAUCUUAAGGCCUUAUACCUUAGCAGUAGUAUAAAAUGGAUUUCAAUGUUCCGCGUCCCAUAAACAUCAAUAGCCAACCUCAAGUGAAAACUCAAGCAUAGACCUAAUAAUAAAAUUAGCUUUAGCCAACUAAUCAGAUGCCUAUCGGCUAGCCACCAUAAUAAUAUGGUAAAGUUUAUUUAGGACCAGGAGGGAUGAUGCCACCAAUGGUCUAAAAUUACAUGAAUCCAAGGUCUAAGAUCAGCAAUAAUCUAUGCGAAACUCACUUCCCAGAGCCUGUCAUGUUUCACUUGGAAAGACCUGUCUGCAGGAAAUGUAUCCCUGAGUAUAUGAAAUAGCAACAAUAGAGAAGAAGAAAGAAUCAACUCAAUUAAAAUCAAGUGAAUCUGAUUGCUUAAGGACUAGGGAUAAGUACUAUGGCCCUUAACACUUAUCAAACAGAAAAGAACAUGGUUAGCAGAAGUUUAGAGAAAAUUUAGGAAUUCAGAAACGACCACAGAUACUACGAGAUGGAGCUAAAGGAAAGAGAAGAGCAAUCAGAAAAUUACUUAAAUACGCUGCCAAACUUAAUGAGUGGAAUGUUUGAUCACUUAGAGGCUCUUGUUGGUUAGUAAGAGCAACAGUUUUAUGAGGAAAUUACAAACCUAGUGAAAAAGCAAUAAGAGAAUAUCAGAAAAGAUAUCGAGAGAAAAGUGCCAGGCUUCACUCAAAGACUCUCCUAAAAAUACACUUAGCUUUAGCAAGCUUCAUAAAUAGCAUCUUAGUAAAGUGAGGAUCAACAAAUUUAGGUCCUGGAGCAGUAUUAUAACAUCUUCACAGACUUAGAUGCUGAAUUUGAAAAGUACUUCAAUGAAUUUGAAAGCAUCGGAAAGCUUCAAAGACUGGUAGAAAAGGACCCAAAUGAAAUAAUUAAAGAGUUUAAUGAUCUUGUAGAGGGAAAUCUACGAGUUGAUUUCAAUGUAAAAAAUAGUUUCGGAAAUCUAGUGGGCCAGAGAUUGCAUUCAUUCCAGUGGAACUAAAGAUACGCCUAGAUAUACAAGGUGAAAACCAACAAUUUUGAAAAAAGGAUGGUGACUAUGGACUAGGAAGUACCUUUAUAUUCAAGGUCAAUCGCCAUCGAAUCUGGUUAAAUCUACCUUAUUGGGGGCUAUAUUAAGAGAUAAAAUAUGUAUCUUAAGAAAUGCUACAGAUUUGAUGAGAUUUUCAACAGACUUGAAGCCAAAUCAGAUAUGGUAUACCCUCAUGCAGAUCAUUCGCUCUGUGCCAUUGAGUCUUUUAUCUUUGUUGUAGGCACUUUUGUAAACAACUAAGUUUACGGUUACUCCGAGAGAUAUGAUUGUCAAAAAGAUAAAUGGAAGGUUAUAGCGCCCCUAAACAUCCCAAGAUCAGGCGUUGCUCUUUGCAGUUUCAAAAACUAGUAUCUCUUUGCCUUCGGAGGUAGAGUAGACUAAAAAAGGAUCGUUGAUAUAAUUGAAGUUUAUGAUAUCAAGAGAAAUUCCUGGCAAGAAAUUCCCUCAACUCUCUGCGAUAAGACUAAGUGGAUCCCGGCUUAUAUGAGUCUUGCUUAUCAAAUCACUGAUAAGGAGAUUAUGAUUUUUGGUGGUAAAAGCGCUCUGACAUUCUAGAUAUUUAACGGUGUGUUCGUCUUUGACAUCGAGAAGAUGGAGGUUGUUGAGAGAGGAUCCCUUGUGAAUCCUUGCUCUUAUAUGAACACUCCCUUAGUGUUCAAUCAUCAUUUGUAUGCCUUCGGAAAUGACAUCUACAUUCAUAAGUACUCCAUCCCAGAGCAAAAAUGGACCUGCAUUCCCAAAGCUAUUCUUUGA
Stylonychia lemnae is the source of this 2178-nucleotide messenger RNA. The record is from the annotation of a GenBank genome assembly. Lineage: Eukaryota; Ciliophora; Spirotrichea; Sporadotrichida; Oxytrichidae.